GAAUAGUGAUAAUACUACACAAUACCUAUUAAACGAUCAAAAUAUUGUUAACUGUUAUUCAGUCUUCAGUCUUCGUCGAACAUGUUAAAUCAGCUGACUUUUAUAGUAUAAUAAUGUAACUUUCGUAUUAACUUUUGAGAACUCAUCGGUUAACAUUAAGGGCUUAACAUAGCAUCGUACUAUAUUAAUUUUUUUGUGAUUGUUAUUAUUUUUUAUAUUUAAACUACAAGAGAUUUUUCUAUCCGUAAUGUACGCCAAUCCUGAAACACUGAAGGAUUUGUGCAUUGACUAUGUCUGCGACAACAUUGAACAAUUUUACAUGGCAGAACAAGAUAUAAGUGAAACUGACCUGCAGCCUUCUGAACCUAAGUAUAUGUUCUGGGACAGCAAUGUAUACUUGCCAAUGGAGGUGUCAGAGAUGUUGUUGACAAAACUUAGUGUACGGAAUAAACUUAAUGAUGAAACACUAUCACUAUUCAGCCAUAAAAAUGUCUAUUUGAGGCAUGUCACACUACCAAAAACAAAAAAUUUGACUACAAAAGGACUAAGAACGUUAAGAAAGCAUAAAAUAAAAAAACUAAAAGUUUAUGGUUUGGACUGUCCAGUAAAUGAACUCGUUGGUUUAUUAGGUGAAUGGACGACACAGAAUUUAGAAUCACUAUGUGUCUCCAAUAGUUCAUUCAUUAGUGAUUCUUAUGACUUGAAAUUUUGUGUAGCUGUCUCAUUAUCAAAAUUAAAAAACCUACGUUCACUUGAUGUAAGUAAUACUGAGUUUAGUACCAACAAUUUAAUUGCUGUGGUUGAAGAUUUGCCUCAUUUGGAGUCAUUAGAUAUUUCUAAUACAAAAGUUGACACACUUUCACCCUUGGGAAAGAAGAAAAACCAAUUAAAAAAAUUAAGCGUGUACAAUUUAAAGGAAGCUACAAUGCAUUUGAUUGCCUUUAGUCCACUUAAAUGUAUGACAUCGUUAACACAUUUGGAUUUAUCAUCUGAAAAAUAUUCUCAUCCGUUUGAGAAUUUUAGCUGUGAUACACCUUGGUUACAAUUCUUGACUGAUCCUGAUUGGUUACCCAAUUUGGUUUCAUUGGAUAUAUCUGGAAGUGAUAAUGUUGGUCCAAGAAUCAUGCAAGAUUUUUUGACUACUCAUAAAAAGUUAAGAUUUUUAGGCUUAAUGCAUAUGGAUGAUUGUGGUUUGGCCAUGUUCACAGUUCCCACUCAUCCAUUAUAUAAUCGAGACUUAGUAGUUACCGGUGUUGUGACAGAAGAGCAAUUAUUAACUGGCUUGAAACGUUAUAAAAAACGUCCAACAUAUAUUCAAAAAUGUCUUUACCACUUAUUUAAAUGGACUGAAAAGUAUAACUACCCAAAAGUUGACAUUAUCCAAUUAAUUUUAAAUGUGAUGAACUGUCUUUCUGACAGUUUCCCAGUACAAAUGGCAGCAACUGCUUGUCUUUAUAAUUUAACCAAGAGUGAUCUAGCUUUAAACAUACAUCCUAGUGUUUUGGCUAAAGUAGUGGAAGCAACAUUAGAUGCCAUGGAACGUUUUCCCAAUCAUAACCAGUUACAGAAAAAUACGCUGUUGACAUUAUGUAGUGAUCGUAUACUACAGGAUGUAAAAAUGGAUAAGUUCAGAUGUGCAAAAUUAGUCUUGGAUUCCUUACAUUUUUUUAAUGAUAACGUCAUGAACCGCAUGAGUGUUGCAAUCUGCAGUAUAUUAGCUGCAAAAAUUUCUACAUCUGAAACAUCUCAAUUAGGAUCUAACCCAAGGUAUAUGGCUAAAUUGUUAUCAAUAGUAUUUGAAAAACUGUCUACUCGAAUUGUUGAUGUGACUAUGAAGUUCACACUAAGCGCACUUUGGAACCUGACUGAUGAAUCCCCUACGACAUGUAAAGUUUUCAUUGAUGAAGGAGGGUUAGCAUUAUAUAUGAAUAUAUUAAAUACGUUUAUUGGUGAUAGUACUGUAGAAACUAAAGUACUUGGUUUAGUAAAUAAUAUUGCUGAAGUACCACAUUUGAGAAAUAUGCUAUUUAGCAAUGAUAUUAUUCCCACUCUAAGACGUUUGUUGCGAUCUGUACAAAUUGAUGUAAGCUAUUUUGCAGCUGGAAUAAUUGCUCAUUUAGCAUGUGAACCUAGUUGGGAAAUGUACACUGUGAAUAAUAAAGCUGAAGUGUUAGAAGAACUACGAUAUACUGUAAAGCACUGGGUGCCACCUGAGGGAGAAAUGGUUGCAUACAGAUCUUUCCAGCCUUUUAUUGGGCUACUGAAAUCAAUCAAUACACCACAGGUUCAGCUUUGGGCUGCAUGGGCCAUACUUCAUGUUUGUACUAAAAAUGGUAAAAAAUACUGUGACAUGCUCAAUAACGAAAAUGGUGUUAACAUUCUUCAAACAAUUGCUUUUGAUAAGUCAGUCGAUCGUGAAGUGUGUGAACUAUGCUAUAGUAUAUUAGACUUGAUGAAUAAAUUUAGGAAAGUUUCUAACCCAGUACAACCAACUGAUACAUUUUAGUUAUUCAUCUUACUUGCUAUAUUCCUUUAAAUUAACAAUAACAUUUAUUAUUUUUAUUGUUAUAUCUUAAACUAUUAUUGUGAUUUUAAUUAUUUCUUGAUUUUUGUGCUUUAAAUAUUGUAAAAUUUACUAUUAAAAUUUAUAUAGAAAAAAAAACAUUGAAUCAAAAUUUGUUUAAUAUAUUUUACUAAUUAUACUUAGUUUUUAAUAAAAAAUUACUAAAAUUAGUAUCCAGAAUGAAUUUUGCCAUUUGGGACUUCAGAUCUACUAAAUUUCUAUCUAAAAUGAUAUGUAUGAAGAAAUAUACUUCUAAUAUUUUAGUAAUGUAAUAAAUGUAUAAUAUUUACCAAAAUUUAAAAGUUCACUUUGAAAUAUUUUUUCCUUUUAUCAAGUAGGUAUCUUAUAUCUAACAUAUUUAAACCUUGAGCUUAAAAAAACACUUGUCAAUGUUUAGUUGAACAAUAAAGCAUUUUUUGUUUUAGUUUACCUAUUAAAUAUGAUAAUUAUAAUUCCAUUAUCAAUUAGUUUUAAUAUGAAACCAUUGAUAUAAUAUAUGCUGAAUAACAAAAAUUAGAAUUCUAGUGUAUCCAUACAACAAUUUUGUCGAAAAUGUUUCAAGCGUCAAACUUGAAUUUUCAAAAUAAAAUUCUAAUUUCAGUUUGUUUAGUGACUGGCUGUGGUAAAUUCACUGGUAGACCGCAUACUACAUGAUAGCCUGUUUAGCUUUUAUAAACAAAUGUUCUCUCUGUAUUAUGAAUAUAACAGUAAAGAUUAAGUUGUAUGGAUUUACCAUUAUUUGAACACUUUUCUGCAGUUAAACAUUGUUAAUUAUUGACCAAUCUUAAGUCAUAAAUCACCACUAGGUUACAUUGUGGGUAAUACUUGUAUUUGAGAAUUAUGUAUUUUUAAUAUAGUGUAGAAAAAAACAUGGAAUUUAGUAAAUUAAAAUUAUAAAAUAUUAAUAUAAGUUCACAUAUAAUAGAUUUUUACCUGUUCUAAUUUAAAUAAUAUUAAAAUAUUUUACUCAAUAACAAUAUUUAAUUUAAAAACAUAAGAAGAAGAUAGAUGGUAUAUUUUAUAGUUAUUUCUGACUUCAAAUGUAUAUUAAUUCAAUGCAUGUGGUGUCUCACAAUGAAUAAAAUAUCUAAAAAAAAAAUAAGAUUAUUUUUAUAAUAUACUUCUAACGAAUAUGUUUUAGUUGUAUAGUACCUAUAUUAUAUUUUAUUUUGUAUUUUAGAAUUUUUACAAUAUUACUUGUGUAUAAAAUAACACUAAAGUUUUUCCAAAUAAUUUCAAACUUUUUUUAAAUUUAAUUAUUAUUUAUGUGAAAUAAAACUAAUUUUUAAGAUUGUCUUAAAUUGUAUUUAUAGUUUAAAUUUAAAUUUCUAAUUUUUUUUUGUAUGACAUUAAACUCAGUGAUUUUAAUA
This is a messenger RNA of Metopolophium dirhodum (rose-grain aphid), 3933 nucleotides long. RefSeq names its product protein zyg-11 homolog B-like. Gene Ontology annotation, cellular component: Cul2-RING ubiquitin ligase complex. The record is from RefSeq and is a predicted model, not a curated record. The transcript is spliced from 13 exons. The coding region runs from base 248 to 2506 and encodes 752 amino acids. NCBI's taxonomy places the organism in Eukaryota, Metazoa, Arthropoda, Insecta, Hemiptera, Aphididae.